AUGGGUACUCGUGGUAGGCCAUUUAUUGAUCUCAAUGAACCCCCUGCUGAAGAGGAGAAUGAGGAGGUGGUUUGUAUCCUACCUCAAAAGUUGCCUCCUGUUUCAAAUUCGGGUGCCUCCACCAAUCUAUUAAUUCAAUCAUCAAGCUCACCCUGGAUACCAAACAACCGUGCUUUUUCACACGCACCUUCGGGUUCUGGAUUUCAACCUUUCAUCAGGCUUAAAGAGCAAUCACAGAAGGAAUUUGCGGUGCAAAAACUAGAGGAAACAAAUUUUACUUGUGUAUCAUCUCCUUCUGCUGUAAAGCAUAGUGAAGAUGGUAGACCAUCAGAGUUGGUAUCUUCCAUCCCACCAAAGGGUGAGGUAGUUGAAAGGGAAGAAGGGGAAUGGUCUGAUGUGGAGGAUGGCGCUGACGCUGUGGGAAUCAGUGCUAACAAUGAGGAAGAGUCCAUUAACAGUGAAUCUCUGCAAAAGAAGGAAACAAUAGAAGGACAUGAACCCUUGGGGUUUGGUAGGCGUGUAGAAACUAACUUUCAUGGUUCUGAUCUUCAUGAUGACACGAAGGAUCUGUGGGGUGGUGCUACAAAAGACACCUGUAGCAAUGUUUCUUCUGGACCAGAGGGCUCGACAUCAGAUUGUAACUCUAAAGGGGAUGCACCCGCAGAUGGCUUGGAGGAGACUCCAUUGGCUGCGAAGCCAAAGGUUGUUAAAGGGAUUGAGGCAAAUCAUGCAUUGAGAAUUGUAAAUAACCUAGGUAAGCGACCUAAGCUCGAUGAGCACAAGGAGGCAAUGUUAGGAAAGAAAAGAAACAGGCAAACUGUUUUCCUCAACAUAGAUGAGGUUAAGCAAGCAGGUGCAAUAAAAUGUUCUACUCCGAAACGACCGCCAUCAUUUUCAUCUUCUAUGGCUACUCGCGCAGUGAAAGAUGCUUAUCGUUCUAAUCAAUCGCCUGUUGAGAGGAGUCAACCUUCUAACAAGGAAAAUAGACAAGCAGAUCUAUUAAAUGGCGAAGGAAGUGUACCGUCUAUUACGAAUGAUCACAAGGUAGAAUCUAAUGGUGACACAACUGCAGGGCCUCAAGUUCGGCCAAAGAAGCUAGCUAGCAGUGGUGAAAUUUCGCCAGAGCCACAUCCUCUACCUGUUCCUAGACAAGGCUUAUGGAAGCAACCUGUAGACUCUAGGCAAUUAAGAAGCUCAACGGUUGCAUUGACGAAGCCAACCAAUGUGGGUCAGAGCACUGGUGAUGCAAAGAUAAGUAACAAAAAAAAUCCUCCUUCAAAAAAGCAAUCCACAAAUACUUUGUCGUAUCAGGAUACAUCAGUAGAGCGUCUUUUACGGGAGGUUACCAAUGAUAAAUUCUGGCAUCAUCCAGGUAGAAAUUAUCUCAGUCGCUAUCAUUGUCUUAAAGUUUUUCUUUAAUUCUAGUUAAGGUUUCUUUUAAGGCUCACUGUUUUAUUCUCAUUUGCAUUGUAAAAUUCUUUGCAUGUCAAAAUCAAGUGUAAUUCGUUUGUUGGAGCACUACACCAUAAAAUUUUAGCCACUUAUACAUAAUUUUUUAUAGGAUGAACUACGAAUGCAUUUCAUGUAAUAUAAGGUUAUGAAUGCUGACUUUGUCUUAAGAAAAUAUGAGGAAGAUAUAUAGUCUAUUCUACACUUCUUACUUGGUGUAGCUUGCUACAUGGGUUGUGAGUGGGAACUUGGUUUCCGUCUGGCUAUGCAUCCUUGAUUAGUUAAUGUUUCAAAAUUUAAUGUAGGUUCAUUAGAGCCAUAUAAACCCAUUCUCAGAACCCCUAUUAAAAAAAAAAUAGAAUCCAUGGGUCGAGUAAUUCUACUACGAAUCUAGGAGGAAAAAUCCUCUUAUCUCACCUGGUUCUCAGGUAUCCAAUCAAUUAAUCCUCCAAAGUGUAAAGCACCGUAUCCAUAUAAGUACUUGCCACCUACGCUCCUCCAUCCAUUCCAAGUUUAGGGAUGCUCCAUUUUUACAAAGUAAUGUUUCUUUAUUCUAUUAGGUGCGUACCUCUUGAUUUACUCAUUGUUAUGAUGCUUCCAACGUACGUAAUUGUCCCCUCAUUGUUUGACAUUUGUUCUAUGCACGUGGUGAUUUCAGAGGAGACUGAGCUUCAGUGUGUUCCUGGCCGAUUUGAAUCUUUUGAAGAGUAUGUGAGGGUGUUUGAACCGUUGCUUUUUGAGGAGUGCCGUGCUCAACUAUAUAGUACUUGGGAAGAGUUAUCAGAGACAACAACUAGGGAUGCCCAUAUGAUGGUUCGUGUGAAAAUUGUAGAACGAAGGGAAAGAGGUAAAAUAACUUUUGUUGUUUUUUCCUUUUUUUAAUUAUAACUUAUUUCUUUUUAUUUCAUGAAAAUAUUUCUCUUUACCUCUGACUGGUUUUAUGAAAAUAUUUCCAAUGACUGGCUGAUGAGAGAUCUAACAUUUUAUUUCAACACCUGAAAAGUUGAAUUCAACAUUAUUUGGGGACAAGAGUGACCAAUUUAGAUGGUAUUUCAAUUUACUUGGUACAAGUGCCUUUAAUGGUAAUGUUCUCUGUUCAAGCUUCAUUUCCGUUCGUCUCAGCAGUGUUGACUUUUGGCAUGUCUUCUGUAGACUUUAAUAUGCUUAAUUUUCUUCCUUUCUUUAUACAAGUUCCAGGUCACCAUUUGCAUACACACUUCUAGUAUGUACUAAAUGAUAUAUUGAAAAAAAUGUCUUCUCUUUUCUUUAGUGCAGUCUUUAGCUCUCGAAGUUGACAUUUUAAAGGAACAAUCCAGAGGAUAAGAAAGUUGAUGUUUCUAUUUUGCAUCUCUCAUGAUAAACAUCCGUGACGGUUGAGUACUUUGGAAAUAAAGUCCUUUGAAAGUUUGAAUCCAGACAUUCUAAUGAACAGGUGAUAGAAAUAAAUUUUUGUCAGCCAGAAGGGUGGAACGUUGAUUUUCAUGAAAACCGAAGAAGACACUCAAAGUUGUGAAUGCUCACCUACCUUGGAGCUUUUAAGAUCCAAUGUUCUAUUUUUUAAUGUGUACACGUGCAGACUUUUGCAUGUUUUUACAUGUUUGUGCAUAAAUGUGUACCUCCUUUCUGUUAGUCUAUCUAGACAGUACGCCAAGCUGAAUCUUUUGGUAAUCUUGCAAUGUUUCAUGUAAACUAUUUUCCUGAAGAGGAGUUGGAGAGAUGUUCUAGACGGACUUGUAGUGCUGAUUCUCUUUUAAUGAUGAAGAUGAUGAUGAUGAUGAUCUUGGACGGCACAUUUUUUUUUCAACUUCUUCUAAAUUCCUUAAAAAUCUGUGGGAUAUUGAAACCGUUUGUUCUGUGCUUAUUCUGUGCCAGAAAAAAGUAGCAAAAUUUGACCUGCCAAGCUGUUAGAAAUCUAUGUUUUCACAUAUGAUUUCUCCUGACUAAAACUAGAUACUACAUUGUGCCACUUUUUAGUGACUAAUUAGUAGCCUCCUCGUCCUGAGGUAUGGGUUAGUCGAGUCCAUUCUUAUGAGCACUUGUACUCUGAGAGCAACUUUUCCCUUCCAUAGUUGAGCCUUUGAUAGUUCUUUGGCUAUAGAAAUAGGUGGGCAGCAUUGAUUUCUCCAACUUGCUCUCAAUUACCUCAGAAGUUGGUGUGUCAAAGGGUAAAAAUAGGCCUCCUUCAUGGCAACCUACCCAUAUAUCUAUCUGUUGUCGUUUAUACAUAUAGAUAUAUGAAUCAAAGCAUUGGAUUGACACGUCCUUAGGUCAUAUGGACCACAGUUCUAACCUUCUAGGGGAUUGAUUUGAAAACUGUGCAGCUGAUCCUCUUGGUCAUCCUGUCAAGAAGAUCCUCCUGCUUUUGUAGACGUAGUCUUUUUUCCUCUCAUCCAUCCACAUUUUCGGCUUCUUUGUUAUUUUGAAUGCCAUUCAUCAUAUCACUCUGAUAUGUUGGAUCAUUCUGAUAUUUGUGUAUGCUGAGAAACCACAUUGCUUGGUGCCUAGACCACUAGUUCAUAUUAGCAAGAAGAUGCAGUUAUAGAUGUUUUUGUUAAAUUCAAUUGUAGCUCAUCGCCAUACUUACAAGUAUGGUUUCAUAAAAUGAGAUUCUGAGGUAAAAACUUGACGACAAGCAGUUGAUAACUUGAGGUCUUGAAUCCGGUGUUCUUUGAAGCUUUCUUUCCUAAUGCCUAGGUAUGCUUCUUUGUAGGAUGGUAUGAUGUUGUAGUCCUCCCAGCAAGUGAGUCCAAGUGGAGCUUUAAAGAGGGGGAUGUUGCAGUUCUCUCAUCGCGGAAGCCUACAACAGGUUUGCAUACAUAACUAUUUGCGUGUUCACAUCUUAUUUCUUAUACGGCGAUCAUGCUUAAAUCAGAAAUCCUAACCUGUAAAUUUCCCGAGAGCAGUCAGAUCCAGGAGGAGCAGCAAUGCUGGCAUGGGUGAAGAGGACACCAAUGCAGAGGUUGGUGGACGAGUGGUUGGUACUGUUAGGCGUCACUCCCCUAUUGACAUACGUGAGCCCCCUGGAGCAAUUUUGCACUUUUAUGUGGGUGAUGCAUAUGAUUCUGGCGGGUAAUGUUCGGUUUAUUGCCAUUUUUGUUUUUUGCGUUUUAUUUCUUAUUUGUUGUUAACCAUGAUCUUCAAGAGGUUCACCUUCACUCAGUACAACUCAUCCUAGUGCAAGAACUACAGACAUGUCUACUGACCCUUGGGUAGAGAUGAAGUCACUGACCAGGUACGAUCCAGGCAAUUCAGUGUGAAGACGAAAAAUGGUUUUUUCGUUGUUCUGUAAGCACGUCAGAGCAGGGUAUUCAGAUCAUUGGAAGAAGCCUGAUGUUCGUUGGAUUAAUAAUACAGCAGCUUUCUAAGUCUGAGGACUGCGAAUCUUUCCAAUGUGUUGUAUUUUCAGCUGGGAGCUGGGUAGUGUAGGAUGUUCUACCAGUGUUUCGCAGUGAUUUAUCAUUUGCCUCGUUGACUUUUUCCUGCCCCCCCAAAAACAUUUCUGCCCUUAUAAAUAUCACGUAGUCGGAUUUCUUUUCCCCUGCGGUUCAAGGGAAUGUCUUGCUGAUGAGGGAUAUAAAAGAUUUUGCAGGGUUGCUUCAAGCAUAGUUCCCUUUAGUAGACAUGAGAUAGAGUCGCACUAGAAGCAUGUUUCAUCUCUGAACAAGGAUUAGAAUGGGCGUCAUCAGUUUGGCUGUUAUCUGUAGCUCGUAAUGACCAGAAGAAGCGUUGACCAAGUUGGGGACAAAGAGUGGCAACCGGUCAACGUGGUUGCUAGUAAAGAUCUGAACAUCCCUGCAGAACCUGAUUGAUAUUAUCUCUCAUUAUCUUCUGAUCCUAUGUAUCCCAACCCUGCAGAACCAAUAUCACCUUACUAGUCUUUCACUGUGAUGGGUGAUGCAAUCGCACUCAAUGGAAACGUGAUUAAACUUUAAUAAAAAAUAGGUUAUUGAUGGCACGGCACAGCUUUCAAAAAUCCCCAAAUCUCGCCCAAAUCCAUUCAUUUAUAUAAGCCAUUUUUUUUCAUUUAUAGAUAUAUUAGUUAUAUGUAUGAUAAAGUGCUUGCUGCCCAAGGAUCCAUUCAGAGUAUUUCGAUGAAAUCUCAAGGGCACCAGAAGCCCAGUUGGGCUUUCAUGAACAGGAUCAUACUGGUGCCUGUUCAGGAUCUCUGAGACUGCAAUCCCUAGCUGGAUAUGGGAGUUAGGGUUCAUGGAAGACCUAAAAAUGUUCCUUUUCAGCCGGAUUAUUCAUUGAUGGAAAGUGGAUUGGAUUAAGCUCUCUUCCAUAGCUGCAGAGAUGUUCUUACCGGAAGUAGAACGAUGGAUCUGAGACAAACUGCACACGUGGAAUGAGUCACUUAUGAGUCCGAAAUAGCCUCUUUCUAGAUCUCCUCUCAUCCCCAAUGAGGUCCCUCCUCCAGCUAUCCUGGAGGGGAUUUUCAUUACCUUUUUGGAUUAUCCCGUAUUUUAUUCUUGUGGAACUUUUGGAAAAUCAUUUGCUGUUCUUGAUGAAAAAAAAAAGGAAGGAAAAUCUCUGCGGUUGGAGAUUGAUCAGGUGUCCUGUUUUCUAAUCGAUUGUGGUUUCUGCUUGGCCUGCAGCCAGAUGGGCGACGACCAUGUCUUGAGGAAGCUCCUUCCCAGGAGCAUAUGGUAUCUCACUGUGCUGGGCUCCCUCGCCACCACCCAGCGCGAAUACGUUGCUCUCCAUGCAUUCCGCCAUCUCCACUCGCAGGUAGCAAACCCAUUGACUCUCUCUCUUGAUCUUUGCUUGCCCAACGUUGAGAAUAGGAGGGUUGCUUUAUUAGGCGUCGAGCUUUGUUUACGCACAGAUUUAUUGAAAUCUUAUAGCUUUCCAGAUGCAAACAGCGAUUCUAAAACCGAGCCCGGAGCAGUUCCCCAAGUACGAGGCCCAGCCCCCCGGCAUGCCCGAUUGCUUCACCCCAAACUUCGUCGAGCACCUGCACAGGACCUUCAACGGGCCGCAGCUGGCGGCUAUCCAGUGGGCGGCGAUGCACACCGCCGCCGGGAGCGGCGGCAGUGCCACGAAGAAGCAGGAGCCGUGGCCUUUCACGCUGGUUCAGGGGCCGCCCGGCACGGGGAAGACCCACACGGUGUGGGGGAUGCUCAACGUGAUCCACCUCGUGCAGUAUCAGCACUACUACACGGCCCUGCUGAAGAAGCUCGCCCCCGAGAGCUACAAGCAGAACGGCGACGGCGGUGGUGCCGCCACCGAGCGGGCGGGGGCGGGAUCCAUCGACGAGGUGUUGCAGAGCAUGGAUGAGAACCUCUUCCGGACCCUGCCGAAGCUCUGCCCGAAGCCCCGCAUGCUCGUGUGCGCCCCCUCCAACGCCGCCACCGAUGAGCUGCUCUCGCGGGUGCUCGACCGCGGCUUCAUCGACGGCGAGAUGAAGGUCUACCGCCCAGACGUGGCCCGCGUCGGCGUGGACUCGCAGACCCGCGCCGCGCAGGCCGUCUCCGUCGAGCGGCGCACGGAGCAGCUAUUGGAGAAGAAGCGCGAGGAGGUGGUUGGGUGGAUGUCCCAGCUGCGCGCCAGCGAGGCCCAGUGGUCUCACAAGAUCGCCCUCCUCCAGCGCGAUCUCACCGCCGUGGCGGCCGCUGGGCGAGCGCAGGGCGGCGUCGGGGUCGACCCCGACGUGCUCACCGCCCGCGACCAUAACCGCGACGUCCUGCUGCAGCACCUGGCGGCGGCCGUGGAGAGCCGCGACAAGGUCCUGGUGGAGAUGUCCCGGCUGCUGAUCGUGGAGGGCAAGUUCCGAUCAGCGGGGGGAUUCAACCUGGACGAGGCCCGCUCGAAGCUGGAGGCGAGCUUCGCCAACGAGGCGGAGAUUGUGUUCACGACGGUCUCCAGCAGCGGGCGCAAGCUCUUCUCCCGCCUCUCCCACGGCUUCGACAUGGUGGUCAUCGACGAGGCGGCGCAGGCCAGCGAGGUGGCGGUGCUGCCGCCGCUGUCGCUCGGCGCGGCGCGCUGCGUGCUCGUCGGUGACCCCCAGCAGCUGCCUGCCACUGUCAUCAGCAAGGCCGCCGGCACGCUGCUCUACAGCCGCAGCCUCUUCGAGCGGUUCCAGCUCGCCGGCUGCCCCACCAUGCUGCUCUCCGUGCAGUACCGCAUGCACCCCCAGAUAAGGGACUUCCCCUCUAGGUACUUCUAUCAGGGCCGCCUCACCGACAGCGAGAGCAUCGCCGGCCUCCCCGAUGAGCCCUACCACCAGGAUGCCAUGCUCAAGCCCUACGUCUUCUUCGACAUCGUCCAUGGCCGCGAGUCCCACCGCAACGGCUCCGUCUCAUUCCAGAACAUCCACGAGGCCCACUUCUGCCUCCGCCUGUACGAGCACCUCCACGCCGUCCUCAAGGCCGCCGCUGGUGGCGGCACCGCCGCCCGCGUCUCCGUCGGCAUCAUCACCCCCUACAAGCUCCAGCUCAAGUGCAUCCAACGCGAGUUUGAGGACGUCCUCUCCUCUGACCAUGGCAAAGACCUCUACAUCAACACCGUCGAUGCCUUCCAGGGCCAGGAGCGCGACGUCAUCAUCAUGUCCUGUGUCCGCGCCUCCAAUCAUGGCGUCGGCUUCGUCGCAGAUAUACGCCGCAUGAACGUUGCCUUGACCCGUGCCAGACGGGCCCUCUGGGUACCCCCCUCUCUCUCUCUCUCUCUAUCUCUACAUGAUGAUGAUGAUGAUGAUGAUGAUGGUCAUAUGUGGCAGGUUGUGGGCAACGCUAAUGCCCUCAUGCAGUCUGAUGACUGGGCCGCCCUGAUCACGGACGCCAAGUCGAGGAAGUGCUUCAUGGAUCUUGAUAGCAUCCCCAAGGAAUUCCUGGGGCCCAAGAGCUCCGGCCAUGGAGGCGGGAAGGCUUCCUCCAACUCGCGGGCUCUGAGGGCCGGGGGUGGGCAGCGGCAGAGACACCUGGACGCGCUUUCUGAGGCCUAG
Molecule: messenger RNA, 8389 nt
Organism: Spirodela intermedia
Lineage: Eukaryota; Viridiplantae; Streptophyta; Magnoliopsida; Alismatales; Araceae
Source: the annotation of a GenBank genome assembly